AUGGCCUUGUUUUGCGCUCCAAGUCCUCUUCCGCACGAGUCGCCGCUGGAAAAUCUGAUUGACCAUGGCAAAAGGAAAUUGAAUGAGAGCGCAGACGCGAAUGCCGCCAAACGCGCCAAAUACCUAGGCCCCUUUAUCGUGGAUGAAUCCGAUGACGAGGACUCACAGCAAGGAGGUAUACCUGGUUCUAGGUCGCGAAUCAGCGUCACGGAGCAUACAAGCUGGUUGGGCACUACAGAGACACAGAUUUAUGAGACCCAGGGAACGCCGUACAUUCGUGCACCAUCUUUGAAAACCAGAGACGAUGAUGCAGUUUUGAAUACGCCACGCAACACAGCGACCCCCGUUGAAGUUACAAGCAAUAGCAAAGAACAUCUUAUUAUCCGAAAAUGCUCUGGAGAGUCUAUUCGCGUACCACGAAGAAAGCCAAGCUUACCAGUCUCGUACGAACAAUUGAUCGCUAGUCGAUCGAUGACAGCUCCUGGAAGAGCAACGAAAAGCUACUAUGGGAUCGAAAUUCACCGUUUAAUGGAAGAAGCCCGGGACACGCGGAGCAAGGACAAAAGAUCGCACAAUGUCCCCAAGCUACAUCAGUCUGUGGAGUCACCAUCGGGAUAUCAAGCUCAAGCAGGGAGAAAUACUCUAUGGACGGAGAAGUAUCGAGCACGGAGAUUCAAAGAUCUCAUCGGUGACGACCGAACCCAUCGCGCGGUUUUGCGGUGGUUGAAAGGCUGGGAUCCUAUCGUUUUUCCUAGUUUGGCCAAAUCAAAGGCGCAAAAUAAGACGGCCGAUUUAGAAGAGCCUAAUACCCACCGUAAAAUCCUCUUGUUAACUGGCCCUCCCGGCCUAGGAAAAACAACAUUGGCUCAUGUCUGUGCGAAACAAGCUGGCUACGAGGUUUUGGAAAUCAAUGCUAGUGAUGAGAGAAGCCGAGACGUGGUCAAAGGGCGCAUAAAGGACGCAGUUGGCACAGAAAACGUGAAAA
Messenger RNA from Uncinocarpus reesii 1704, 985 nucleotides. RefSeq lists its product as uncharacterized. Gene Ontology annotation, cellular component: nucleus. The annotation marks the transcript as partial. Gene Ontology annotation, molecular function: ATP hydrolysis activity; DNA binding; ATP binding. Lineage: Eukaryota; Fungi; Ascomycota; Eurotiomycetes; Onygenales; Onygenaceae. The record is from RefSeq and is a predicted model, not a curated record. The transcript has a single exon.